UGUUUACAACGUUUGGCUUCAUAUUUCGGCAUCUUGUGACGCCCUAUAAGGCGGAACCACGGCCAGAUAAACUCGGAGCCGGACUCUUUAGCGUGACGCACAGCCGCACUCGGAUCUGUCCGGACAGACGCGAAGAGCAGAGAGAUGUGGCUGCUGUCGGUGCUGCUGUCAGUGCUGCUGCCUCUGCUCAAGCUGUAUUUCUGCGGAGUCAAAGUACUUCUUUAUCAGACCUUCAACAGAUCUUUCACGCUCCCAGUUUUAUCCAGGCAGGAUGGGCGAGUUGCCAUGGUUACCGGGGGAACCAGAGGAAUGGGUUAUGAGACAGCCAAACAACUGGCGAAGCUCGGCAUGCAUGUUGUCAUAGCGGGGAACAACAGAGAAGAAGGUGCAGCGGCCGUCCGGAGGAUUCAGGAAGAAGACAGCCAGGGGAAUGUUGAGUAUGUCUUCGUGGACCUGUCCUCUCUGAAAUCAGUGCGACAGUUUGCUCAGACUUUCCAGAACCGAGGACUGCCCCUCCAUGUUCUGGUUAACAAUGCGGGAACCAUGAUGGUUCCUGAGGGCCGGACAGAGGACGGCUUUGAGAUCCACUUGGGUCUGAACUACCUGGGUCACUUCCUGCUGACCAACCUGCUGCUGGACACGCUGAAGCGCUGGGGCCGGCCGGGCCGCUGCGCCCGGAUCAUCAACAUGUCCUCGGCCACGCACUACGCAGGGGAGAUGCACAUGGACGACCUGAACAGGAGGAGGUGCUACAGCUCCCACGGCGCCUACGCCCAGAGCAAACUGGCCCUGGUGCUCUUCACCUACCACCUGCAGGAGCAGCUGACGGCCGGCGGCUUCCCGGUGAGCGUUAGCGCCGUGGACCCCGGGAUGGUGGACACGGCGCUCUACGACAACCUGUGGAGUAUCACGCAGGCGCUGAAGAAACCCGUGGCCAAGCUCCUGUUCAGGACUCCAGCCGAGGGAGCGUCCACAUCAGUGUACGCUGCAGCUGCCUCUGAGAUGGAGGGGGUGGGGGGCUGUUACCUGUACAACGGCCACAGGAAGCAGUCCUCGGACACUUCCUACGACUGUGAGCUGCAAGCCGAGCUGUGGAAGAAGAGCUGCGAGCUGGUGGGCCUUCAGACGGCCCGACUCCUCCUCUAAUCACCUCGUAUGUAGGAUGCACUGUCCGUUUCACACCCGGAGACAUUCU
Messenger RNA from Etheostoma cragini (Arkansas darter), 1195 nucleotides. RefSeq names its product dehydrogenase/reductase (SDR family) X-linked (gene dhrsx). The record is from RefSeq and is a predicted model, not a curated record. The transcript has 7 exons. Gene Ontology annotation, molecular function: oxidoreductase activity. Lineage: Eukaryota; Metazoa; Chordata; Actinopteri; Perciformes; Percidae. Bases 145 to 1146 code for a protein of 333 amino acids.